Molecule: messenger RNA, 1479 nt
Organism: Paramecium pentaurelia
Lineage: Eukaryota; Ciliophora; Oligohymenophorea; Peniculida; Parameciidae
Source: the annotation of a GenBank genome assembly
AUGGGAUCAGUUUGUGCAAAGAAAAAAGAACCUAGGAUUAAUUAAGUUAUACAAGAACAAUCUGCCUCACCUUAUAUGCCUGAUCAGCAAUCCUCUUUGUUAUUCUAAGAUAAAAAGACUCAACCUUAGACAUUAAUCAAAGUUAAAAUCCCUAAAGUAAACUAUUUUCAUUAGUUCUUUCUUAGAAAAACAAAAAAGUAAGAGAAACUGUUAAAGCAGUCACUUUGAAAAAUGAAGAAGUAAAUAUAUAUCAAAAUAAAUCUAUUUAGGGACAAAAAAUGUUAAAUGAUUAUGUUUUCGAUGAAUUUUUAGGUUAAGGUGCUUUUGGUAAAGUCAAACUGGCACAUAAGAAAGGAGAUCCUACUCAAAGAUUUGCCAUUAAAAUACUUAAAAAAAGCAAACUUAAAAGAUAAAGAGAAUUUGUUAAAGAUGCUAAUGGAAGUAUAACUAUCUUCAUUAAUUCAUUAUAGAUUUAGUUGUUAAAGAUGCAUUAUAAGAUGUUAGAAAGGAAAUUGCAAUCAUGAAAAAAAUAAGUCACCAUAACCUUAUUCAACUUUAUGAAGUUAUUGACAAUCCUACAAGUGAUAAAUUGUUUAUGGGUAAAGUUUCUUAUUUUUAUACUCUAGUUCUUGAAUUUGCAGAAGGAGGUUAACUAAUUGAAUGGGAUGAUGAUGAAGGCAAAUUUUAUAAAUUGAAUGAAGAUGAAGAAUUGACAGAAGAAUUACUUUCUUCUCUUUUUAGAGAUUGUAUAAAAGGCUUAGCAUUUCGUAUUAUGCUUCAAUAUAUAUAUAGUCCAUAAAAAUAAAAUUGUACAUAGAGAUCUCAAACCUUAAAAUGUAUUAAUGUCAGGUAAAACUGCCAAAAUUGCAGAUUUUGGAGUUUCUUAAGUUGUAGGUUCCAAAAAUGAUGUACUUGAUAACACUUAAGGAACAUAUUAUUUUAUGCCUCCUGAAGCUUGUGAUAAAGAAACAGCUAAAGAUGGAUAUUCUGGAAGGGCUGCUGAUAUUUGGGCACUAGGUAUCACCUUCUUUGCUUUUACCUAUUUAAGUGUCCCUUUUACUGGAAAUAACAUUCCUGAUAUACUGAAGAACAUAUCAUAAAAUGAGUACAUCUUUAUUCAAAUACAUAGAGUGGUUUUUCCUGAUAAUUCUGCUAUUAGUAAUGGGCUUAAAGAAUUUAUACAUUUCAUUUUGAAUAAAGAUCCUAAAAAGAGACCAACAAUAAAUGAAAUUGCAAAGCAUCCUUGGAUUAAUUAGAGCUCAGCUUAUCUAUUAGAUGAAAUGUAAAAUACUAUUAAAUUUCAAUAAUAUUAGGGAUCAAGAAGAAAAAGUUAUGGAAGUUUCAUAAGUUGAUAUUGAUAAUGCAUUUUCCUUAGUUUCAUUAAUGAAAAUUAAAAGUUGGGCAUAAAAAUGGAGAACUGAAUCUAAUCUAAAAAAAGCAGGACCAUAAAAUUCAGUUGAAGAAAUAGAGAUUAAGUGA